This is a messenger RNA of Tachyglossus aculeatus (Australian echidna), 3662 nucleotides long. RefSeq names its product RNA binding motif protein 6 (gene RBM6). The record is from RefSeq and is a predicted model, not a curated record. The transcript is spliced from 21 exons. Gene Ontology annotation, cellular component: nucleus. Bases 28 to 3546 code for a protein of 1172 amino acids. Lineage: Eukaryota; Metazoa; Chordata; Mammalia; Monotremata; Tachyglossidae. Gene Ontology annotation, biological process: mRNA splicing, via spliceosome. Gene Ontology annotation, molecular function: RNA binding.
CGUUGUCCCCGGAGGUGCGUCUAGAAAAUGAAAGCGACCUCUUUCAUAAGGUCCUGCGGUUGCCAGUACUUGGUAGAUAAACAAAUCAGUUUUACUGGGACCCAUCUGACACAAGAAGAGAUGUGGGGGGACUCUCGACCGGUUAACAGGACCGGCCCGUUCCGUGGGAGCCAAGAAGAAAGGUUUGCUCCCGGGUGGAACAGGGAUUAUCCUCCUCCUCCCCUUAAGAGUCAUGCUCAAGAGCGACACUCUGGCAACUUUCCUGGCAGAGAUUCACUUCCCUUUGAUUUCCAGGGGCACACGGGGCCUCCCAAUCCUUCCUUUGCCAAUGUAGAGGAACAUUGUUUCAGCUAUGGAGCUAGAGAUGGACCUCAUUCUGACUACAGAGGAGGGGAGGGGCCUGGACAUGAUUUCAUGGGAGGAGACUUCCCUCCUUCCGAUUUCCAGAGCAGGGAUUCCCCCCAGUUGGACUUCAGGGGCAGGGAGAUGCAUUCUGGAGAUUUUCGGGAUAGGGAGGGACCACCUCUGGACUUCAGAGGUGGGGAUGGUACCUCUAUGGAUUAUAGAGGUAGAGACACAUCCCAUGUGAACUAUCGAGAUAGGGAAGCACAUUCUGCUAACUUUCGGGGUAGAGAUGCUCCCCCGCCUGACUUUAGGGGCCGGGGUGCAUACGAUCUCGAUUUUAGAGGCCGAGAUGGGCCCCAUUCGGAUUUUAGAGGAAGGGAUUUACCAGAUCUGGAUUUCAGAGGUAGGGACCAGGCCCACUCAGAUUUUAGGAAUAGAGAUGUAGCGGAUUUGGACUUUAGGGGAAAGGAAGGAUCACAGAUGGACUUUAGAGGCAGAGGCUCAGGCUCAGCUGAUCUCGACUUUAGGGACAGGGAUACCCCGCCUUCAGAUUUCAGAGGUAGGCACCGGUCCAGGACUGAUCAGGAUUUUAGAGGCAGAGAGAUGGCUCCUCUUAUGGAAUUUACAGACAGGGAGGUAGCCCCUCGGGACCCGAAUAUGUUGGAUUUCAUGCAGCCCUCGGCCCAAGACCGAGAACGUUCUGGCCUGAGUGUGAACAAGAGAGAAGAGUCUUCCCAUGACGGGGCCCCAGAGAGGCCUCCCUUUGGCAUCCAGAAAGGGGAGUUUCAGCAGUCAGAGGCAAGAGGCAGAGAAGGCGAGUCUCACGGUUUGGGCCUGGAGAAUGAGUCUUCACUAGACUUCCGGAACAGCCGGGGUUCCCUUCAGGACCAAGACAAGCCACCGCAAAUCUUCCCCAGCAAGCAGCAACUUCCAGGAGGGGAGCAGCAAAGGGCAGAUGCCACCUCUCUGGUGUUCAAGGAAGAAGGUGGGCUGGAUUUCCUCGGCAGACAAGAUACGGACUAUAGAAACAUGGAGUAUCGAGAUGUGGAUCACCGGCUGCCGGGGAACCAGAUGUUUGACUAUGGUCAGAAUAAGUCUUUUCCAGAAGGCAAAAGCGUCAAAGACGCCCAGCAGGAUCUUCAGGACCAGGACUAUCGGACCUGCCCAGGGGAGGACAAACCAAGCCGGCUGAUUCGAUUGGGCGGAGUGCCUGAAAAUGCCACAAAGGAAGAUAUCCUUGGCGCAUUUCGGACUUCUGAUGGGAUGCCUGUGAAAGAUUUGCGACUGAAAGAUUAUAGCUCAGGUUACGACUAUGGCUAUGUCUGCGUGGAGUUUUCACUCUUGGAAGAAGCCAUCGGAUGCAUGGAAGCCAACCAGGGAACUCUAGUGAUCUGUGACAAAGAAGUAUCCCUAGAAUAUUCGCCAAGCCCAGAUUUCUGGCAUUGCAAACGGUGUAAAGUCAGUACUGUGGGAUACAGAGCAUCCUGUUCAUACUGCAAGUUCCCAAGAGAGGUUACAGAGUCCAAGGCACCCAAGCCUCAGCAAGAGUUGGCAGAUCUCCCUGAGCCCCUCAAGCCACCAGCUCAACCGUCAGCACCACAGCAACAGAACCAACCACAGGGGCCAGCUGAUAAGGAACUGGAGACAAGAAAGCGAGAGGAAGGAAGGGAGAGACUCCCAAGUCAAGAGCCAAGGAGGGACCCCGAGAAAUACCCUUCCCGAAGGGAAGUGUGUGAUGCUCCCCCAAGAAAGGACAUGGAGAAAGAUCAGUGGUCUGGAGAAACGUACCAAGAAGGGGAAAGCAAAACAAUCAUGCUGAAACGCAUUUAUCGCUCCACUCCACCUGAGGUAAUUGUCGAAGUGUUAGAACCCUACGUGCGCCUCUCUACAGCCAAUGUCCGCAUCAUCAAGAACAGAACAGGCCCCAUGGGCCAUACCUAUGGCUUCAUUGACUUGGAUUCUCAUUCCGAGGCUCUUCGUGUAGUGAAGAUCCUGCAGAACCUGGAUCCCCCAUUCAGCAUUGAUGGGAAACUGGUGGCUGUGAAUCUUGCCACAGGGAAACGAAGAAAUGAUUCUAGCGAUCACUCGGACAGCACACACUACAACCAGGGUAAAAGGUAUUUUCGAGACAGAAAGGCAGGCGGCAGCAGAAACUCGGACUGGUCUUCAUGCACAAACCAACAUGGACAGCAAUCUUCAUCUGACUGUUACAUAUAUGAUUCUGCCACUGGUUACUAUUAUGACCCAUUAGCGGGAACAUAUUAUGACCCUAAAACACAGCAAGAAGUCUAUUUGCCCCAGGAACCGGAGUUCCCUGGGAUAGAGAGCAAAGGGAAGAAACACAUUAGCCAGGGAAAGGCCAGUGAAAAGAAAGAUGUGUCCAAAAGGGAAAGCAGAGAGAGAAAAGAAAGAGGCAAAAACACAUCUGCUAAGGAAGCUUUCACUGAGGCUCCUGUGGAAGAUGUUUUCAAGAAACCACUACCUCCCACUGUGAAGAAGGAAGAAAGCUCACCCCCGCCCAAGGUGGUGAACCCUCUGAUAGGCUUGCUGGGUGAGUACGGAGGCGACAGUGACUAUGAGGAGGAGGAAGAAGAGGAACCACCACCUCCCCAGCCACAAACUCGCCCCGUGCAGUCAAUGCACCGUGAAGAUCUGGCCAAGAAAGAGAAGGAGGAGGACAAACUGACUGAUUGGAACAAGUUGGCCUGCCUACUGUGCAGAAGGCAGUUUCCUAAUAAGGAAGUCCUGAUCAAACACCAGCAGCUCUCAGACUUGCACAAGCAAAACCUGGAGAUCCACCGCAAGAUAAAGCAGUCUGAGCAGGAGCUGGCAUAUUUGGAGAGGAGAGAGAGGGAGGGGAAAUUUAAAGAAAAAGGAAAUGACCGCAGAGAGAAGCUGUAUUCUCCAGAUUCUCCAGAGAGAAAGCGAAUGAAACACUCCAGAGACUUUGACAGUUACCCUAAAUCUCCAGGAUUUGAAGGCAACAACAAGGGAGAAGGAGUGCUGCAAUCCCCAGGUUGGAGAAAGGGAUCAGGCCUGGGAAGCAGUCAGCAGGGUCUGGUCUCACCAGAAGAGGCUCAAAGCCGAACAAAGGGGACUGGUGCAGGAACCCAAGGUAAAACCAGCAAGAGGCAGUCAAAUGAGACAUACCGUGAUGCUGUGAGGAGAGUCAUGUUUGCUCGUUAUAAGGAACUCGAUUAGAGAAUGGAGAGGAGUUCCCCAGGGCAUCACAUUCUUUGUCUGUCUGUUUCUCCUUUGGUUUUGUUACUGUUCUUGCUGCUAGAACUUUUUUAAAUAAAAGUUUUUUUUCAAUGUGA